UGGAACAGCAGCCGUCUGAAGUCCCGCCUUCGGAUACUCCUGGUGGCUCGCGUGCACGGCGCACCCCAUCACCCACUCCAACGGACUCGUCGCUGCCGUCGAGUUCAGCGCACAGGUCGCUGAGCAGCCAGGAUCUUAGUGCAGGCGGCGAGGAGCUUCGCAGCAUGACCGCAUCAAUGGAGCAGUUGGCUAUGGUAGAUCCCCCUCCGGUCCAGCGUCGCGUCGCCCGGGCGGCUUCUCCCUCCGCACCCUUGGCAAAGACCCAGCGGUCCUCAUCCGGUCGUCGCAGGGCUCCCGCAAAUUAUGCGGCAGCCGCAGCCGAGCGCCGCUCCCCACCACCGGCUAAUCCUACCCGGGGAUCAAUGCGGGGCCGUGCCAAAGCGACCGCAAGGCCUGGUCCCUCCACAUCCAGGUCCGGUCCUUCCCAACCCCCGGCCCGUGGGGCCGCCUCAUCAAGAGCUAGUCGCGGCCGUGGUCGCAGCGCUGCGCGUACCAGCGCUGGUUCGCUACCCCAGGUUGACACCAGUCAGCUGCCGGAGGAAACCCCAAAAGGGUUCUCCCACUACCUUAUACACCGCCACCCGUGGGCGCGCUUCGUUAAUCCACGGCCGAUCCGCAUGGUUCGCGAUAACCCCCCGCAAGUUCACAAUAACCUGAACACGGAGGGAUACCGCCACCUGCCCGACUGUGGGUAUAUGUCGCUGCGCUUCAAUAAGUCCUUGUUCCCCCGUGUGGUGUUCAAUGAAAAGAAGCCGCCAACGUCGGUUCCUUUUCUCGAACUCCAGCACUUGGAGGACACAGUUGCUUUUCGUUCGCGCUCCGAACGCGUCCUUGAGGAAGUGCUGGGCAGGACUUACGUCGACGUCGACGUGGCCGACGUCCAGCCAACCUCUCCCUCGGGCCAUCCCCUAC
Molecule: messenger RNA, 912 nt
Organism: Ostertagia ostertagi
Lineage: Eukaryota; Metazoa; Nematoda; Chromadorea; Rhabditida; Trichostrongylidae
Source: the annotation of a GenBank genome assembly